AUGUCUAAUGGGAAAUGGAUUUAUGUCAUUUUCAUGAUUUUGAUGAUUACAUCGCACACUCUGGUGGAUAAUGAUACCUCAACUGAUGAACUUCAUAAAUUGAAAGACUAUAAACCGCCAAAAGAUAAAAUCUGUUAUAAUAUUCAUGGUGGAUCAAUAGAAAUAAACAACACAAUACUAUCAUAUACAGUGGCAAUGGGAAGAACAAAAAAACGGGUAUUAUUGAUAACGAUAGAUUUGUAUGUAUAUGAUGUUCCUGCAGAUUGCUUUGAUCCGACUAGAAAUAUAGUAUAUUUUAAAUAUUUGUCAACACCAAUGAAGGAUAAAUAUCCGGUUCUUUAUCAUAAUCCAAUUUUUAAAAAAAUCAAAAAUAAUAUGAAUAUAUGGAUCAUGUAUGAUAGUGAUGGUGAUUGGAUUUGUAUGACUACUAAUGACAGUAAACAGGCAAUCAAUUAUAAUGUCGAUACAUCAAAAAUAUAUAAAGGAUUUGCUUUAAGUGGAGAAGGGCCAGAAAUAUUGAUAGCAACCCAAGAACCAUGCAAAUGCUAUUCUUUACAAAAAAGAGAAGAUAAGGAAAAUACAAUUACUGGUUCCGGAACGGCUCUUUGGCUUACUGCUUACAAAUGUAAAAAUGGUGAUCGCAUAAUCAACUCGAAUGGAAUAGAGAAAGUGACAGAUUUUAGAUUGCUUUGUUUUGAUCAUGACGAUAGCUAUAUUUUCAUGGUAGAAGGGACAAAGUGUGACAGUAAAAAUACAGUAGAAUGGCCAUUAGCAAGCGGUUUCGUGAGUGAUGGAAUAUUUGUUUUAAUCGGGUUUCCUGAUAACUAUAUAUUUAGUGAAAAUGUUUUUACUCAAAAAGGAAAAAAAAUUAAAAGGACGAUAGUUGCCAAUGAAGAUUUCUACAAAUGUGCUGGCAUUAUUCCGCCCAAAAAAUUUUUAUUGGAUAAUUGCCGGAAUGGUGUUAUUAAUUAUAAUAAUAAGCAGUGUAUAUGUUGCACAUAG
Messenger RNA from Dermatophagoides pteronyssinus (European house dust mite), 1002 nucleotides. RefSeq lists its product as uncharacterized. NCBI's taxonomy places the organism in Eukaryota, Metazoa, Arthropoda, Arachnida, Sarcoptiformes, Pyroglyphidae. The record is from RefSeq and is a predicted model, not a curated record.